Molecule: messenger RNA, 2207 nt
Organism: Loxodonta africana (African savanna elephant)
Lineage: Eukaryota; Metazoa; Chordata; Mammalia; Proboscidea; Elephantidae
Gene: P2RX4
Product: purinergic receptor P2X 4
Exons: 12
Coding region: 30-1196 (388 amino acids)
Biological process (GO): calcium ion transmembrane transport; response to ATP
Cellular component (GO): plasma membrane; nuclear inner membrane
Molecular function (GO): purinergic nucleotide receptor activity; ATP binding; extracellularly ATP-gated monoatomic cation channel activity
Source: RefSeq, a predicted model, not a curated record
GGUGGCGGUGGCGGCGGGGAGCGCGCGCCAUGGCGGGCUGCUGCGCGGUCCUGGCGGGCUUCCUGUUCGAGUACGACACGCCGCGCAUCGUGCUCAUCCGCAGCCGUAAAGUGGGGCUGAUGAACCGCGCCGUGCAGCUGCUCAUCCUGGCCUACGUCAUCGGGUGGGUAUUUGUGUGGGAGAAGGGCUACCAGGAAACUGACUCCGUGGUCAGCUCAGUUACUAUCAAGGCCAAGGGCGUGGCUGUGACCAACACCUCUGAACUUGGAUUCCGGAUCUGGGAUGUGGCCGACUAUGUAAUUCCAGCUCAGGAGGAAAACUCCAUCUUUAUCAUGACCAACAUGAUCCUCACCAUGAACCAGACCCAGGGCGUCUGUCCUGAGAUUCCAGGUAAAACCACUGUGUGUCAAUCAGACGCCAACUGCAUUGCGGGCUCUGCAGGCACCCACAGCAACGGAGUUGCAACAGGAAGGUGUGUGCCGUUCAACAGGACCACGAAGACGUGUGAAGUGGCAGCCUGGUGCCCCCUGGAGAAUGAUACCUAUGUCCCCAAGCCUGCUUUUUUAAAGGCUGCAGAAAACUUCACCCUUUUGGUUAAGAACAACAUCUGGUAUCCGAAGUUUAAUUUCAGCAAGAGGAACAUCCUUCCCACCGUCAACACCUCCUACCUCAAAUCGUGCAUUUACAACGCUAAAACAGACCCCUUCUGCCCCAUCUUCCGUCUGGGCAAAAUCGUGGCGAGCGCGGGACACAGCUUCCAGGACAUGGCUGUGCAGGGUGGCAUCAUGGGCAUCCAGAUCAAGUGGGACUGCAACCUGGACCGAACUGCUGCCUUCUGCCUGCCCAGGUACUCCUUCCGUCGCCUCGACAACCGUGACACUGAACACAACGUGUCUCCCGGCUACAACUUCAGGUUUGCCAAGUACUAUAACGACCCAGCAGGCAUAGAGCACCGCACCCUCAUCAAGGCCUACGGCAUCCGCUUCGACGUCAUGGUGUUUGGGAAGGCUGGGAAAUUUGACAUCAUCCCUACCAUGAUUAACGUGGGCUCCGGCUUGGCCCUGCUGGGUGUGGCAACAGUGUUGUGUGACAUCAUAGUCCUUUACUGCAUGAAGAAAAGGUACUACUAUCGGGAAAAGAAAUACAAAUACGUGGACGAUUAUGAACAGAACCUCUGUGGUGAGGCAAACCGGUGAUGCCGUCCGUACACCUGGGCUCCCUGCAGCCCUCACCAGGGACCCGUGAAAAAGGAGGAAAGGCUGCCCGGAUGACCCCAGACAGUGAUCCAGAUUCUGACCCCACUGCACAAGGACUUCAGGACUUCCCAGCAGCUCCUGAAUUUGGGAUAUAGGAUCUGUUUGUCUGUCCUGCAGAGAAGGCACAAAUCUGGUUCUUGGCCAGGUUGCCUCUGCUGUUCCCGUGACCUAGGGUGGGGUCACUGGGGCCCCAGCUCUCCCUGCAACCUGGCAGGGGCCACUGAGGCCCCUGCUGUCCCUGCGACCUGGGGCGGGGUCCCUGGGGCCCCUGCUGUCCCUGCGACCUGGGGCGGGGUCCCUGGGGCCCCUGCUGUCCCUGCGACCUGGGGCGGGGUCCCUGGGGCCCCUGCUGUCCCUGCGACCUGGGGCGGGGUCCCUGGGGCCCCUGCUGUCCCUGCGACCUGGGGCGGGGUCCCUGGGGCCCCUGCUGUCCCUGCGACCUGGGGCGGGGUCCCUGGGGCCCCUGCUGUCCCUGUGACCUGGGGCGGGGUCCCUGGGGCCCCUGCUGUCCCUGCGACCUGGGGUGGGGUCCCUGGGGCCCCUGCUGUCCAUGCAACCUGGGGUGGGGUCCUUGGGGCCCCUGCUGUCCCUGCGACCUGGGGUGGGGUCGCAGGGCCAAGCUCUGGGCCCCAGCCAUCAUGCUGCUGUGCCCAUGGGCUGGGGCCUGCCUGUGGCCUCCUGGGCUGACCCUCCUCCAAAGCUCCUGUCUCCAGCCCUUUGGGGACAGACAGGUCCAGUACUCCAAGGCAUGGCAGCUCUGCUCAGGUACUUUAUAAGGGAAGGAAGGUCCCUGUGUGGUAGCCACUGGAUUCUGAGCACAGCUGGGCUGCUCUUUGGCUCCGGACCUGGGUGUGGCACGUACAGCCAUGAGAUGGAGUCAGGAUUUUUCCUCUGAAAAGAGCUAUAUUGACGUGACUUAGGACCAAACAUUAAAACAAACCACCUUCUUAA